This is a messenger RNA of Pseudophryne corroboree (corroboree frog), 4079 nucleotides long. RefSeq names its product cohesin subunit SA-2-like. The transcript is spliced from 33 exons. The record is from RefSeq and is a predicted model, not a curated record. Lineage: Eukaryota; Metazoa; Chordata; Amphibia; Anura; Myobatrachidae. Gene Ontology annotation, biological process: sister chromatid cohesion. The coding region runs from base 302 to 3796 and encodes 1164 amino acids. Gene Ontology annotation, cellular component: cohesin complex; chromatin; nucleus. Gene Ontology annotation, molecular function: chromatin binding.
GCAGCAAUGUAGCGUGCAGCUCAUAGCGGCGUCAGGAUUGGCUGCUGUGCUGUAGCUGCUGCUGGUCCAGCACGGGGAAGGGAAGGAGGAAGCAGGAAGAAUGCGGGGCGGCCGGCACAGCCCUAAUCACAACCCCAGUAGACAAUAGGGCCCCAGCCCGUGUGCGUGUACGAGGAGGCGUGUCUGUUGUUGCCCGCCGUCUGUCACCGCCUCAGAACAGGACAGGUGCUUGCAAGACUAAUGUUCUACUUUUGGAGAAAAAGACGUUUUUGUUUUACCCUGAUGGCCCAAUGCUGAAGACAUGAUCGCUUUGUCUAAUCCAGCGGCAGACUUCUGCCAUAAGGAGAAUGCCAGCUUAAAUUCCUUCCCUGUCCUAAGCAAAGAAAAUGGAGGUUUGGAGCAAUCACUGACCCCGGUGAAGAAAACUCGAAGACAUUCUGAGAACCGCUCUAGAAGAAAUUCCUCAAGGCGGAGCAGGGACAGUCACAUAUCAAAUGGAGACGCGGCUGAAGCUGUUACACUGUUUGAGGUUGUCAGCAUUGGAAAGAAAGCCAUACAGUCUGUUGUGGAUGACUGGAUAGAAGCCUAUCAGAAUGACAGGGAUGCAGCUCUGCUUGAUCUUGUUAAUUUCUAUAUCCAGUGUUCAGGAUGUCAAGGGGUGGUAACAGCAGAGCUGUUUCAGAAUCCUAAGAACAGAGAAAUUAUGCAGAAACUGACUGAGGAGUUUGAUGAGGAAACCGGUUUGCAGUUUAAGAAGUUCAUGGCUUAUCCUUGGAUUUUAACUAUUACCUGGCCAGUUAAUAUGGACACUGAAGAUUACCCACUGAUCAGAUCGGGAACAUACUGGAAAAAAUUUCGGUCAAAUGUCUGUGAGUUCACGGCGGUGUUGGUUCAGCAGUGUCAGUACAGUGUCAUAUAUGAUGGCUAUCUUCUGAACACCAUUAUCUCUCUACUACUGGGACUGGCAGACUCCUGUGUUAGAGCAUUCCGACACACAAGUACGCUGUCAGCUGUAAAAUUGCUAACUGCACUUAUAAGAGUAAUACUAAAUCUGGAUAUCAGCAUAGAUAACUCGGAGAGACUAUAUAAGGUGGAAAAAGACAGAGUGUGUUUAAAAAGGACCAAUUUACGCCUAGAACAGCUUGACCAAAAAAGGAAAAAGCUGCAGCAAAAACAUCGUGAGGUAGAAGAUAUGAUGGAUGCACUAUUUAAAGGCACUUUUUUGCAACGGUAUCGGGAUGUGGUUCCUGAAAUCAGGGCAUUGUGCAUAGAAGAAAUGGGGAUAUGGAUGAAAACGUACCCACACGCUUAUUUGAAUGACAGUUGCUUAAAGUAUGUUGGUUGGAUGUUGUAUGAUAAGGUCCCGGAAGUGCGUCUAAAAAGUGUAAUUGCUCUACAAGGACUUUAUGAGAAAAAUCAUCUUGUUUCCAAAAUGGAUCUUUUUACAACACGGUUUAAGGAUCGUAUUGUGUCAAUGACCCUGGACAAAGACCACGAGGUGUCUGUCCAAGCUAUGAGGCUCCUCGUUCACAUGUCAAAGAACUGUGAGGAUCUGUUUACUGCUGAGGACUGUGAAACCUUGUACCAGUGUGUGUAUGCUACACACAGGCCACUGGCUGCAGCUGCUGGGGAAUUUCUGUAUAGAAGGCAUUUGAACCCAGUAACAAGAGAAAACAGAGAUGCACAGGAAACAGAAUGCUCUGAGGACAAUCUAACACAAUUGAAGAAUCUCUUAGAUUUCUUCCUUGAAAAUGAGAUGCACGAACAUGUGACAUAUCUAGUUGACAGUCUGUGGGAUUGCACACCUAGAUUUCUGAAAGACUGGCAAUGUAUGACGUCUAUCCUGCUGCAAGAUACCAGAGACUUGAGUGUGACUCAGGAAAACCUGCUGGUAGAACUCAUGUUGGCAACUGUCCGACAGGCCGUAGAAUGUCAUCCUCCUGUUGGCAGAGGAACAGCCAAAAAGGUUCUUUCAGCCAAGGAGAAGAAAGCACAAGUGGAAGACAGAGCAGGAAUUACUGAACAUUUCUUAGCGACCCUUCCCUUGCUCCUGGCAAAGUUUUCAGCAGACCCAGCUAAAGUGAUAAACCUUUUACAGAUACCUCAGUAUUUUAAUACAGAGGUUUACUCUGAAACACAUAUGGAAAGACACUUGGAAGCACUGGUGAAGCAGAUGAAGCACAUAACAUUGAGUCACUCAGAGCCGGAGGUGCUUGAGGCCUGUUCCAAGGCAUACAGCAGCCUGAGUGAAGAAAAUUUGGUAAAUCAGAACUGCAUCAAUCUCUCCAAAAGACAACUGAUUGAUCAUCUUGUCGAUACUUACAGCCAAAUGCUGGAUGAUAUUCUACAGGAGGGAGAGGAGCCCCUGACGGCAGAGGAUGUGCACCCUAUGUCAUGCACCUUGAGAAGGCUAGCAGCAUUUCACAACGCUCAUAACCUCUCUCAGUGGAAUCUCUAUCAGAAGACCUCUCCGCUCCUGUUGUUUGAUAUGGAGCGACAGUGCUUGCCAGAGCAGCUUGUGCUACCAGCUCUCCAGUGUAUGUAUUAUGCCAUUCUUUGGCAGCUGGUACCUACCACAGAUGAGACACACCCCAAGGAAGAGCUUGCUGUCCAUAUAACACGGGUGAAACACUUUUGUCAGUUGGGUAGGAAAUACCUGGAUCAUCGAGAUCAGGGUGUGAGAGAGCAGGCUUUCCUUUCGCUGUGUGACCUACUAAUGUUACUACAUAACAGAGGAGGGGGCACGCACUGCUGUGUGAAUUCAGAGCUGGAAUCAGAGCUACUGUCAUUUGUACAACGCCAUGUCUUCCAGGAUGAUGAAGAGAAAGGAAAAGCAAUAGCCGAGAAAGAUGAGGAAGUGAUGCUGGACGUUUUACACAGGAGAAGGAUGUUGCUAGCAGUUUAUUGCAAGCUGAUAGCUUCCAGUGUAGUGGAAAUGUCUGCAGUAACUGAGAUUUACAAGCAGUAUAUGAAGACCUACAAUGACUUUGGGGAUAUAAUUAAGGAAACCUUAAGUAGAACAAGACAGAACAACAGGAUAGAGAGUGCAAAAACUUUGGUGCUGUGUUUGAAACAGCUGUUUGUGGAGCACAGAGAAGCACAUGACAGUGCCACCCAGUCCUACUCGUCAUUCACUAACAUGAAGGAGUUGGCUCGUCGCUUUUCCCUAACGUUUGGCAUGGACCAUGUGAAAUGCAGAGAAUCUAUAGCUAUGAUGCACAAACAAGGCAUUGAGUUUGCCUUCAGAGAGCCAGCUACUGAGGUCAGUCUCCCCCCACCUAACCUGCCAUUCCUCAUCCUGAUCAGCGAGUUCUCCAGCAAACUCCUCAGAGCUGACAAGAGAUUGGUAUAUGGAUACCUGCAGAGAUUUGCUAAUGAGCAGAUGCUGCUUUAUAAAGGAAAAGAAUGGAACCCACUGGUUGUGUACAGCAAUUCCCUACUAGACGGCCAUGAUGAAGAGAGCUCUUCAUGCUGCAGCACUUUUACUAAGAACCAUUUGCUUUCCAACACCGCUCUUCAUAUAAAGAGAAAACCAGAACACAUUCCAGGAAGAGGCCCGGUGGAAAAAAGUACGUUUCAGGAACAGAACUCACAUUAUCCUGCUAAAAGCAAGAGACUGGAAACAUUUCAGGAGCAGACUUCAGAAGACAUUAUAUCAUUGAACAGCCAUCUACCUUCGAAGAAAGUGAAAUCUCAGAAUAUAGAUGAAAGCAAUGAAGAUGUGGAUGUUGAUGAAAUGGAUAUAGACAAAGAGAUUCCUAUUGGAACGAGAGGAACUGAAGAUACCUCAGACUAGAUUUUUGGCUGACCUCCCAGGUCACAGGCCUUUCUCUUGCCACCUCAUACAUAGAACUCCUGUAAAUACAGAUUACAUUGGAGACAGUGACCUCCAGGCCAGACUCGUGUCCGAUGCAUUUUUUGUAGCAUUUCUAUUUUUGAAUAAUCUAAAACCACCACAGAUGUAUGUGUAUUUCUGCAAUGUCUCAUGUUCCAGGUUCACUGUUGAGUUCAAAUGUACAUUUGUACUGUAACCAGACUAUAUACCUUUUACAAUAAAUACCUGUUUAACACAAAAAAUA